This is a messenger RNA of Patella vulgata (common limpet), 8899 nucleotides long. RefSeq names its product cilia- and flagella-associated protein 54. The transcript has 45 exons. Gene Ontology annotation, molecular function: protein binding. NCBI's taxonomy places the organism in Eukaryota, Metazoa, Mollusca, Gastropoda, Patellidae. The record is from RefSeq and is a predicted model, not a curated record. The coding region runs from base 58 to 7623 and encodes 2521 amino acids. Gene Ontology annotation, biological process: cilium assembly.
UUUGAUGAAUUAAGUGCAGCUUGUAAAAAAAAUAAUAUUUCUAGAGCUUUAUUGUAUAUGGAGAGUGCCUUGUUAUCUUCUAAUGGUGGAUUUUAUAAUGGAAAACAGAAAAAACUUCUUGAGGAAUCAGCAAAUUUUAUUAAGAAAGCUCAACAAGAAGAAAAGAGAAUAUUUUUAGAUAAUCAAUUUUAUCCUGAAGAUGUUAAAACUUGUGAGAAUCCUCCACCACCAUUGUUACUAUCUAGAACUGAUACAACCAUGGUGUUUAGACCUGCCCCAUACAGACCAGCUAGUGGACAAAAGGUUGCAUGGUAUAGAUUGUUUGGUCGUAAUGCUAUAGGUAGUAAUAUUAAAGUUCGUGUUAAUGAUUAUAAUCUACCUGGUACAGGUGAUCAGGUUCCUGCUGUUCAUACAGAGAUGCAUGUAUCUGGAUUAAUACCGAAUGAACAAUAUGUAUUUGCUGUAGCUGCAUACGAUGCAGAAGGAAAUAUAAUAGGAUCUGUUGGAAAUACAAGUAAACCUAUUUUAGCAUCCCACCCUUUACCAGUCUUAAUGACAUGGGCAAUUUUAGUACAGAUAUCCUAUCAAGUAGGAUUUUACAAUGUGACAAGACAAGCAUUUGAUUUUUUAUGGGAUUAUUUUGUCAUGGAGAAACCUGAACCAACUGGGGUUACUUAUGUUACACCGGAUAAAAAUGAUUUUAAGUUGACACUGAACAAAUUAAAUCAGAGAGCUAUUUGUCUGUCAUCACCAGUUUUAUUACGUCAGUUUUUAACUAGUAUAUUUAUUAACACUGAUGUCAGUAUCAGGGAAGGACAACUCUUCUGUGAUGUUCUCUGUGAUAAAGGUCCUCUUUACAAGAAUCAGGUGUCACGAUUGGUUGAAUGUGAGAAGUUAUUGAUCGGUAUUGAGUUAUCCGGUUGGUUAAAUGAAGCUAAUCUAGCAUUACAGUGUGUAAUACAGUGUUACGGUUUAUUGGCACCACUUUUAUUUUAUAAAAUACCAUCACAUAGUGUCAUACAGAUAUUACAGAGAAGUCACACUGUGUUACAGGAGAUACCAACAGGUUUAAUAUUAAAACGUCAAGGUCAUAUCGGUGAUAGUCUACAUCACAUGACAGCAUGUAUUACAUUUCAUAUGGCAAGGGCACUGAGAACAUGGGGUCAGAAGACAUUAGCUAACAGUAUAAAUGAAGCUGGAAGGAAAUUAUUGGCUAUUGAAGGACUGGAUAAAGAAGUUAAACAGGAAGGAGGUGGAGAUAAGUCAGUUGAUCAACCAGACAGUCCGACCGUAGAAAUUAAUGUUGACACGACACCUGUUACUUUACAAGCCCUUAAAAAACGAAGGCAUAAAAAGGUUGGAUUAUUUAAUCCUAAAGAUGAGAUAGAACCUGUAAUUAACGAAGAACUGAAAGCUUUAGAGGCCCAUAUUCUACGACUUACUAAAGCUUCUCAGAAUGAGAUGGAAUUAUCUGGUAAUGAAGAUCCUAAUAUAUUACAUGCUUAUAUAGCUUUCUUACCAGCUAGAUCGGCACAUAAGGAAGUGGUGAAGUUUAAGCGCAGAGCGAGAUAUUUAGAGUUUGUUGUACAAGUAGCACAGAAAGGAUUAUUAGAGGGUUUGGCUGAACAGGUUAUUGACUGGUGUGAAGAUUGCGUACACUGGUUACAGAAACGCAACGAACAGAUUAUUGGUAAUAAAGCCUACAUGACUAAACAACCAGGAGCUAUAACAGUAUCAGGCGAUGAUCCAAGAAAAUUUGCUGCUGCCAUGGUUGAAUACAGCAAAGAUAAGGAGACUUCUCCUCCUAAGACCAAUAAACCAGGACAAACAACCAAAAUUAUAACACCAGCAAUCCCAACUAAAACGAAACGUAAAAAAUACAGGCCAUUUAAUAACUACAGUAAUAUGUCUGAUGCUGCUAGACAUGCUAUAGAAGAUAAAGAAAAUAAGGCCAUUGAAGCCCUCACACUGUAUUUUGCUGAUAUGUACCGAUCAGCUCAUAAAAAACGUAGAAUGAGAAAAAUACAUACUGAUGAACUUCCCUGGAGAAGUCAGAUGAAGAUUGUAUUAGGGAUGAGCUAUUUCUCAGCAUUUUUACAGAAAUUAGAAAAACGUGAAAAGAUUUUAGGAUCUGCAGGCAGCAACAUGUACAGAUCGUCGUUUUUGGAUCAUGAAUGGUUUACAUUUGAAACAGCUGGUACAUUAGUGGUAGGAUGGGAGGGUGGUCCAACACGUCAGUCAUCUCGACAUGCUACAGGCCAAUCUGAAGAUGAUAGAGCUUUCCAUACUAAGUUGGAUUUUAACACUGAUGCUAAUAAACACAAAACGGCUAUAGAAAUAGCUGCAGCAGCUGUUACUGGCGUGUAUGCUCCCGUCCCGGGAACCAAAAAUCCAAUACAAGAGCUUGAUGAUACACCAAGAACAUAUCGUAGUGAUUUUAGUGCUGUACCAGAGACUCGUCCCACUAAACGUCAUCAAGAAGAUGAAUCAGCUCUAUUAUCUACUAAAGCUACUCUACAAGCUCUUGAUAAAACAUUUACUUAUCUUAAACAAUGUAUGAUAAUAGCAUACCGAGGCAACCACUGGACAAUGUUUCAAAAUGCUUGUAACACUCUAUGGAACUGUGCUCAUACUGCGUUAUUACGAGCAACAACAGCCAAUCAAAGUAAGAAUGAAACGGGUCUUUUGACUGUGGAAGUAUUGAGGUCGUUGGUAUGGAAGCCAUUUUAUCUAUCUGUAGAUUGUCUUUUAGAUAUGAUGGUUAAGCUACAGAUUAAUCUUGAUCAACAAACAGCUAAGGCCAUGAAUAAAAAAAAAGUAUUAGGGACUUAUUUUGAAGACUGGUAUGGAAAUAUACGAAGUGAGAAAGGUGGUGCUAGUCUCAAGUUUGAAGAUCCUCUAGAUGAUAGAAGUAUCAUAGAUGUACGCUGGAUCCGACGCUAUGUUUUACGUGUGAUAGAGAUGUUGUAUUAUGAACAAAAGUGGGAGAAACUUGUUGAUAUCGCUUUACGAUUUAAUGCCAUUUCAAAUGACCGUUACGCAGAACAGGUGCUACCUCUAUUAGUUCAGGCGCAAAGGAAACUAACAGGAAUCUUGAAACAGGUUGGUGGUAGUCCAGCACCACAGAAACAUUACCAGACAUUAUUGGCACAACUAGGCGGUGUGAUUUCUGCUAAAGAUUAUCUACAAUGUCAAUUAAAGGUUGAGGUUGAUAAAACUAACCUGAAACCAGUGGAACCUGGAGCUCACAUUGAUCCUCUGGGACAUAAUGUCUAUACACCUGAUGAUGCUCGGAGGUUGAUAUCAGUACCUUUAGAUUAUGAAUAUAGUCUAGAUAAAUUACGUCAAGUUUUAAUGAAAUCAAACUACUCCGCUAGAGCUCUACAUCACUGUAGAAAACUGCUGGUUCUUUAUCUAGCAGGACAACAAAACAUAGAUACAGAUAGUAUGCUUCCUAAAUCACCAAGUAAAGUUGACUUUCUGAAAAACACAGCUCAUCCUCAGCCAACAGCACCACCAGAUCUAAGUACUGAGCUGUAUUUAUCUACUGAUGAUGUCCAGACCUCACCUGUACCGAAAUCUCAAUUACCUUUAAUUAUAGAAUCUUAUGAGAAAACUAUAGAUACACUGAUUUCCAAGAAUCAGAAAGGAUUGACUGCUCAAGCAAUGUUUGAAUUAGGAAAUCUUCACUACCAUACAAAAAAUCUCAGAUUAACAUUUAAAUGGUGGUGUGAGGCCCUGGAUAUUGUUUUAAAUACAAAUGAUGCCAUCCAUUCUUGGCGUUCAACAUUGGCUGAGAGUGGGGAUGAAAGUAGGGAUUUGUUGGACCGUUGUGGAUUAUGGGGCUGUGUUUUAGGUGGAAUUAUAUCUUCCUGUAUAGCACAGUAUAUUUUAACCUCAGAUCUUGGAUUAAGAAUGGACUGCUGUUUCUUAUCAGGAUAUUUCUUUAAGGCAUUGUUUAGGGCAUCUAUGCCACAUCCUGUAGCUGAUAGAGACUAUGCUCUGUAUGAUGUUGGUGAGGGAUGUGAGGUCACUAGUCUUGUUCCUGGUAUUGAUCUACUGUCAGAGAGAUUCCGUGCUGAUGGAAGACAAGUUGUAGCAGCUUUAAGAUGGGUAACAGAAGAACUAUCUAGAGGACGACAUAACCUAUUUGUUCUACCUUUAUUAACACUUUACCAGUAUUUCACUAACUUUGUGUGUAGAGAUUUACAGAGAUCUGUAGAUGGUAGAAUUCUCAAGGUUCGAGUACUAACAGAUCUUAAUCUCUUUACUGAGGCAUUCAUCAUAUUGAGACGCCUCUUACAUGGGGAACGCCUACCUCAGGUUGGUGAUAGUGGAUUUCGACAUGUAGAAUCAAAAGUAGGAAGCAUUCAGUUUAACACUUCAAAACCAAUUCUGGAUACUACAAAUCUAAAGAUAUUGGAAGGAGUUAUAGAUAAGAGAUUACCAUCAAAUCUUGCUUCUUUAUAUGGUCCACAUCUAACCUGCCAUCUUCUCUUAGUACAAGCUCAUUUAUUGGUGACUGUAGCAGAUACACUUCCUGUUAUUCCAGCAUUAAGUGAAGCUGCAGCUCUAGAGAGUCAAUUUAUAGUAAUUAAAGCUAGAACUAUUAGUACAGGAUCACAUGUUGGUAUGGGAACUAGAGCACCAAGACUUGUAUCAGCUACAUCACAGCCUGUGGAUUUUGAGGAAAAAAGAGAGGGUGUAGGUGAAGAGAGUGAGAAUGAAAUACCAUGCUAUAACAGAAGAUUUACUGAGAGUAAGAAAAAGGUUACCAUAGAGAUAGUUAAAGCAACUUUAUUAAAUAUGGCUGAACAAAUGGUGACAACAUUAUCUGAUGUUAUAGUAGAUAGUGCUGAACACGAUAAAACAGGAAAAGGGGUAGAGAAGUUAUCAGCGUCGGAGCUUGAAUUAGUCGUAUUAUGUAAAUUGGAACAAGGUUAUAUUUCACGGCAGAAACAUCAUGCACCCCUGGCAGCUCAUGGUGUUUUCUCAGCUCUUAAACUUCUUCAAACAUCAGAUCUGUUUAAACCCAAAAAAUGUUCUAAAACGCCAUCAAGGCCAUCAUCUUUGAAAGGACAUACUAAAACUGGAUCUAAGCGUAACCAUGGUGAUAUAAAAUUAACCCAAUCAAAUAAUACACAGUUCCAGUACCAAAACUUCCAGAGUCGAUCCCGUUUGGAUACCAGGCUGUGGUUAAAAUGUCGAUUAGAAUUAAUCAAAUGUUUAAUGAUGGAAAUAAAAGGAAUGGGGGAUGUUAAAGGUAGUGAUAAUAAAUUUGUAACUGAGUUAGCUGAUUGUCGUCAAUAUUGUGUAGAGGGUGUCGGAGAGGCAGAAAUGUUAGGUGAUGUUGAGAUGCAGGCCGAAUUCUUUAUACAAGGUGCCUUCUUAAAUAUAAUAGAAGGAAAAAAUCUGGAACACACAGUUUCUCUUCUGCAGGAAGCAUCUGGUCAACUGAAUACAGUAGGUAAAUUAUCUGAACCCGGACAACAACUUGUUGUAUUGUGUCAGAUGUUGAUAACAGAUCUAGAAUUAAUAACUAAAAGUGGUGAAACUAACAUACUAGAACGAUCAUUGAAUAGUUAUAUUAAAAUACAGAAUAAUCUUCUUACACAGAUGGAAAGUUUAGGAGAGAAGAUAGAAAGAUAUAGAUCAGGAAAAGAUCAACAUCACUCAUCACUUGUCAGUCCAAUUAAAAAUAUAUAUCUACCACAUUUACUACGAUUAUGUCAACUUAAAUUACGUAUAGGACAUAGGAUAGCUAGAAACGCUGCUAUAACAGCUAGUAAAGGAUUACCAGAACAAGAUGCUGUUUAUCUCUGGAUAGAUGCUUACGGUGUUUUAGUCUCCGCUUUAGAUCUAUCUCGAUCAAGUGUUAACAGAGAUUCCAGUCUAGAAGCAGAAAUACUUUUUGAUCUUGGCAAAGUACAGAAGAUGAUGAUGUAUUUGGGUAAAUUUUCUCCAAGAAAAGCAGCAAAUACAAUUAUAGAAGCUAUAAAAACAUCUUAUUGUACAGAUCACAACUUAAGUUUAAUUCGACAAGCAUAUCUAGAGAUCAGUCAAAUCUAUCUGUAUAGUAGCAACCUGUUAGCAGCUAAAGAAGUGGUGCCUCCAGAUACAGCUGGUGAUAGUGGUGAUGAGAGUAAUAUAACUACUCCAGUACCACCUAACACUGCUAAACCACCAGGUAGCAGUCAGAGCAAGAAAAAAUGGAAGUCUAAGAAAGAGAGAGCAAGCAAGAGUAAACUAACUAAAGAAGAAGAUACAGUAGCAGAAAGUGAGACAGAAAGACGAGCUGCUUGGUUAGCUAUUCGAUGUGCAGCAGCUACAGGACAAGCACAGAGGGAAAGGUUGUUAUUGAAGGGCAACAUGGCUGUUACUCAGAAACUAACGGAGAAAGCUAUUAAAGAAAUACCUGAUUUCUUAGCUCUUGAUCUUGUUGGAGCUUAUGUCCUGGGUGAGAAGAAAAAGAUUUAUAAAAAUGAAAUAGAAGAAGAAUUAUCUACAAUGGUUGAAGCUGAGGAAGUAAAACAGACAGAUACAUAUGAAGAACAGAUUCUUAAGGCUAAAAUUGGUUCACAAGAUCUCAGUUGGAUUCAGUUAUUAGGUUAUCAGACUAUAUUACAGAGAAUGUGUAGUACACAAACAGUAUCAGCAUUUAGUGUACCUACAGUACCUGAUACCAAGAGCAAUACACAGGUUGAUGGUGGAGAUCUUGGUCCAGAUUUUGAUCUAGGUUUUAUCAGCCACGCUCAGUCAAGUACAACAUCAAAUAAUGAAUUGAUUAAAUAUAUGUUAUGUUCUGGACCAUGGGUGGCCCGUAUGACAUCCAUGCAUCAUUAUUUAGCAGCUAAUUUACCAAGCUACUCUGCAAACUGUUGCGCCAUCUAUCCACCUGCAGGAUUAAUGUUACAGGUUCCAGAAACCCCAACAAGCACUGCACCUACUAUUAAAUCUUACUCAUCAAAUAUGAGUGAGGCCACUGAACUAGAUAUCGAUAGCUCCACGUGCAGUUUAGUUGACGUCAAGACAGUAGCUCCUCCAGGAUUUAUAAAAGAACCAUACAUGCCAUCAGAUAAAACUAUCAUUACCCCAGACGAUAAUGAGAUCUGUGUACAGUGGUAUCAACCAACACUAGAGGAAUCGGAUCCUUCCCAACCCGACUCACCAGAUAAAAAGAUCAUGUUAUUAUUUGCCUUAUUUAAGAAGAAUGUAUCUGCUAUCUUUUCUCCAGGGUAUCUAUGGGUAUCUUUGGCUCAGUUAAAUGAUUUGCAUGAUAGAUUGGCUGUGUUAACUCAAAGAGGAGAGAUAUCACUAUUGGAUAAACAGAAGAAAGAACCAUCUUUAUCCAGUAGUCAAACUAAACUUAAAAAAACACAGAGAAUUAAACCUCUUAGUCCUAAAUUACAAAGAGAUGAACUGUUGGAGAAUUUAUUAAGCCAGUGUCUAGAAGACUGUUGUUUACUGCUAGCUUCACAAACAGAACAAGAUUCACCAUUAGAGAUACCAUUUGAAGUAAAUAAAACAAACAUCAAGACUUUAGAAGCUAUGUUUGACCCAGCUCUUGGUCUGAUACUUAAAAAUGGAGAUCUGUUGUCAUGGCUCUUUAAAUUGUUCCCUUAAAUAACAACAUUCCUUUCAUUUUGUGGUUUUGUGGUAAAAGGAUGGAUAAAUCACAUUACAAUUACCAUUUAAAAUCUUUUUCUUCAGUGAUGAAAUUUGUACAUAUUUGAUUAUGUGGUAUACUUUUAGAUAUCAUAAGCAUUAUAACAUUACUUGGCAUAUAUCUGGCAUAAUAUAAAUAUCACAUCAUGAAUUUUACAUCUGAAAUAUUGUCCGAGGGUCUACAGAUAUGCUUUGAUAUGAUUCUAAAAUUAGUAAAAUCAUAUGUUAUUACUGUACGGUAAUUAUAAUGUUUCUUUGAGCAGAAAUUACAUUAAAUUAUCUCUCAUAAAAUUUUCCUAAAAUCAGCAAUUGAUUUUAUACAGUUAUGUACAUUAUUAAUAGAUUUCUAAAAUAAGAGAAUGAUAUAUUUGAUUCAUGUUAGUACCUGAUUAACUUACAUCUUAUCUGAAUGUGUGAUAUGUAAAUAGAAAAAAGUUAUUGUCAUUCAAAUAUAUGUACAAUUUGUUUUCAUUGUUGUUUUAUAUAUAAUUUUAGAGAAAUAAUUAAUGUAAAUUUUGUAUUUCUAUUUAUUGUAAAGUUAUUUAUAUUUUUUAUAAACUGUGAUAAAUUUCAGCAUUAUAAAUUAUCAAGAAUAUUUAUGUCCAUACUCCAAAUAAAUUGUUUUGUUAUUUUUUAAAUCCCAUCACUGACUACAUCUAACAGGUUUCAUUUUAGGCUAUUGUCACUUAUGUUUUUGAAUUUUCUAUUUGCAUUUUGGCAAACUUGAAAAAAACAAGGACCAAAACAUGUCAAAUUUUUGUGAAAAUAUGUGUGCAGUUUGUGUAAACAUGAGUGCCACUGCCCAGAGUAUAAUUCCCUGUCGUGUACAGAAAAGUUUGCCAGGACAAUAUGUAUGUUAGAUAAUGAUCCAAACCAUCUGGGGUGGGUGGAGUAUACAAACAAUCUUGUGGUCAGCGGGGGAUGAUCAAGUGGUCUAAUGCAUGUGCUGUAUAUCAUAAGGCCUAUUGUCUAUGUAUGUCAUGGAUUCAGCCCCAUGCCUUGAAUGCGACAUGUCAGGUCAUCUGUCUAAACAAUUAUUGAAUAUGUGACGCGAGUCAAAAAUUAACCUAAUUAGGUCAUGUAGGAAGAGAGAAAUCAACACUUCUGAAAGACCAUACACUAAAAACAACUUAGUGAUUCAUAGGGAAUGGAUUUUAAGACUGGCCUAGAAACUGCUGACAGAUCUUUCUGAUAAACCAAAGGAUAAUCUCUUACAUUAAACUAUUUGAUAUUU